UGUGCGCUGUGUUCUGAGUGAAGGCGGCGGCAGGGUUCGGGCUGCGCGGGGACAGCGGGUUCGGGUCUGGGGUGGACGCCACCGGCCGGAGCAAGGCGGCCAGAACCGAAGUCCCGGCCAGUCUUCAGGACCCGGCAGAGACCGUCAGGACCAAGGCGGGGGCUCGCGUCCCAGAGGACGGAGGCUGGGGCUGAGUGAGUGCCCGGGUCGGGGCGCGCCAGAUGAUGGAUUUGGAUGUCCUUCUAUGAAGCAAUGCCACGUGGUCCAAAAGCAAACAUGUCUGGGCUGCUGCCGUCUUAGGAAUCCAGGGCCUGGAGACAGCUCUUCCUUGAGGAAUCAGGAGAGGUGUGACCCAGGAACAAGAAGCAUAUCCUCACCAAUGACAUCAUGACAGCAAGAGAGCACAGCCCUCGCCAUGGUGCCAGGGCCCGUGCGAUGCAGCGGGCUUCCACCAUCGACGUGGCAGCCGACAUGGUGGGCCUCUCUCUGGCAGGAAAUAUCCAAGACCCAGACGAGCCCAUUUUAGAAUUCAGCUUAGCUUGCAGUGAGUUGCACACUCCAUCGCUAGAUCGGAAACCAAAUAGUUUUGUGGCUGUGAGUGUCACCACCCCUCCGCAGGCGUUCUGGACGAAGCAUGCGCAGACGGAGAUCAUCGAGGGAACCAACAAUCCUAUCUUCCUGAGCAGCAUCGCCUUCUUUCAAGACUCCCUCAUCAACCAGAUGACACAAAUCAAGCUGUCUGUGUACGAUGUCAAAGAUAGAUCUCAGGGAACAAUGUAUUUACUGGGCUCUGGAACAUUCGUUGUCAAAGAUCUGCUCCAGGACAGGCAUCACAGAUUGCAUCUGACACUGAGGUCUGCAGAGAGUGACCGAGUAGGUAACAUAACUGUGAUCGGCUGGCAAAUGGAGGAGAAGUCCGACCAGCGGCCCCCUGUGACCCGGUCUUUGGACACUGUCAACGGGAGGAUGGUUCUGCCUGUUGACGAGAGCUUGACCGAGGCAUUGGGAAUCCGAUCCAAAUAUGCUUCUUUGCGAAAAGACACCUUGCUGAAAUCAGUGUUCGGUGGCGCCAUCUGCCGCAUGUACCGGUUCCCAACCACUGAUGGCAACCACCUACGGAUCCUGGAGCAGAUGGCAGAGAGUGUCCUCUCCCUGCACGUGCCUCGGCAGUUUGUGAAGCUGCUGCUGGAAGAAGAUGCAGCCAGAGUGUGUGAGCUGGAAGAGUUGGGGGAGCUGUCUCCUUGCUGGGAGAGCCUCCGGAGGCAGAUUGUCACCCAGUAUCAGACCAUCAUCCUCACCUACCAGGAAAACCUGACUGACCUCCAUCAGUACAAAGGUCCUUCAUUUAAAGCAAGCAGUUUGAAAGCAGAUAAAAAGUUAGAAUUUGUUCCCACAAACCUGCACAUACAAAGGAUGAGAGUUCAAGAUGAUGGAGGCUCAGAUCAGAACUACGAUGUGGUCACUAUCGGAGCCCCAGCAGCCCACUGCCAAGGUUUUAAGUCAGGAGGUCUUCGAAAAAAGCUGCACAAGUUUGAAGAGACCAAGAAACACAGUUUUGAGGAGUGUUGUACAUCAUCUAGCUGCCAGUCCAUAAUCUACAUACCACAGGACAUCAUCCGAGCCAAGGAGAUCAUUGCCCAGAUCAACACCCUGAAAACCCAAGUUAGCUACUACGCAGAACGGCUCUCAAGGGCAGCCAAGGACAGGUCUGCCACUGGCCUUGAGAGGACACUCGCCAUCUUGGCAGACAAGACCCGGCAGUUGGUCACUGUCUGUGACUGUAAGCUGCUGGCCAACUCCAUCCAUGGGCUGAAUGCUGCACGGCCUGACUACAUCGCUUCCAAGGCCUCCCCUACCUCGACUGAGGAGGAGCAGGUGAUGCUUCGGAAUGACCAGGACACCCUCAUGGCCAGGUGGGCAGGGAGGAGCAGCCGGUCUUCCCUGCAGGUGGACUGGCAUGAGGAGGAGUGGGAGAAAGUGUGGCUGAAUGUGGACAAGAGCCUGGAGUGCAUCAUCCAGCGGGUAGACAAGCUGCUGCAGAAGGAGCGUCUGCAUGAGGAGGGCUGUGAGGACGUUUUCCCCUGUUCAAGCACCUGCUCCAGCAAGAAAGGUAACCGGGGCAGCCAAGCCUACUGGAUCAGACCGGAGGACCCCUUCUGUGACGCCCCCUCCUCGACAUGUCCCUCCUCCAUGCCCACUGCUGCAUGCCAUCCUCACCCAAGCACACAUUGCAGCCCCCCUCCUGAAGAGUCCAGUCCAGGUGAAUGGAGCGAGGCCCUUUACCCUCUGCUGACCACCCUCACAGACUGUGUGGCCAUGAUGAGCGACAAAGCCAAGAAGGCCAUGGUCUUCCUGCUCAUGCAGGACAGUGCCCCCACCAUUGCCUCAUACCUGAGCCUGCAGUACCGCCGUGACGUCGUCUUCUGCCAAACCCUGACGGCCCUCAUCUGCGGCUUCAUCAUCAAGCUGAGGAACUGCCUGCACGAUGACGGCUUCCUGCGGCAGCUCUAUACCAUCGGGCUUCUGGCCCAGUUUGAGAGCCUGCUGAGCACCUAUGGAGAGGAGCUGGCCAUGUUGGAGGACAUGAGCCUUGGAAUCAUGGACUUGAGGAACGUGACCUUUAAAGUCACCCAGGCUACUUCAAAUACAUCAACUGACAUGCUGCCAGUCAUCACAGGAAACCGUGAUGGCUUUAAUGUGCGGAUCCCUCUGCCAGGACCACUGUUCGACUCCCUGCCCCGAGAGAUCCAGAGUGGCAUGCUGCUGCGGGUGCAGCCAGUCCUCUUCAACGUGGGCAUCAAUGAGCAACAGACACUGGCUGAGAGGUUUGGAGACACAUCCUUACAAGAAGUCAUCAACAUAGAGAGCUUGGUGCGGUUGAAUUCCUACUUUGAGCAGUUUAAGGAGGUUUUGCCGGAGGACUGUCUACCUCGAUCUCGGAGUCAGACCUGCCUGCCGGAGCUGCUGCGGUUCCUAGGACAGAACGUCCAUGCACGCAAGAAUAAGAAUGUGGACAUCCUCUGGCAAGCUGCUGAGGUCUGCCGCCGCCUUAAUGGGGUUCGAUUCACCAGCUGCAAGAGUGCCAAGGACCGCACAGCCAUGUCGGUGACGUUGGAGCAGUGCCUGAUCCUGCAGCAUGAACAUGGCAUGGCCCCGCAGGUCUUCACACAAGCCCUGGAGUGCAUGCGCAGUGAGGGUUGUCGGAGAGAAAAUACAAUGAAGAAUGUUGGAAGUCGCAAAUAUGCAUUUAACUCCCUGCAGCUGAAGGCCUUCCCCAAGCAUUACAGGCCUCCAGAAGGGACUUACGGAAAAGUUGAGACAUGAACACACGGUGUCCUCUAAUUAGCUGUUACGUAAUCAAUGUGGGUACCCUCUAGUGUCACAUAUGAUUCUUCAAGAAGACCUGAAGGAUUCGUUUUUAUUUUUGUGUUUUUAAAAAGACUUCACUAAAGAGUCUAUGGAGCAUGAUUUUGUGUUGGAAUCUGUAGGGGUCCUGUGUGGCUCAAUAGCGUGGAUAGUAAUGGCUGCCCUUACCAAUAGCUUUCAGCUGUAACUAUACAGCUAAUGUCCUAGUUCCUAGAAGAAGCCAGCUUGGUGUGUCUGAAACUCCAGGAGACUUUUUCAAACACCCACUUAGGCACUGCUCACCCAACUUAUUUUUCUAUUCAGUAACUCACAAGUGAGCAUUGACUUCAAGUCUACUUUCAAAAAGUCUGAAUGUAAAACAGGAAGUACUUACCCCACUAAGCUCCAGGUCCCAGGCAGAGUAGGAGGUGUUAGCUCAGCUUGGGGAAAAGAAGUCGCACCUUCUUGCUGUGAGAGAAGCUGGUUCUAGUGGCCCCCAAAGGCCACCGCCCUCUGUGAAACCCGAAGUGGAAGGGAAGCUUGAUCAGUCACACCAGGAGCUCAUGACCUGGGGCCACACCGCUUCCUGCCCCUUCAAGUCCUAGAAGAGUGUCUGCUUGAGAUCUAAAACCAACCGUGAGGUCCCUGGACUCUGCCUCCUCAUAAGCUCCAUGUUUAGGUCCACACCCACAGGGCAUAUCUCCCUUUCUUCUCUGGCAAUCGAGACCUUCAAUGUGGCUUGUCAGGUGUCUGGGAGACAACUCUUUAGUCGGGGAUUUAGGGCCGUAGAGACAGUAGACACAAAUAUUUUCAGAACAAAUGUUCUUCUGGGAUAUUUCUAAUCAUCUUCUACAAGACCACAAAUCAUGUGUGAAUGUCUAAAGAAACUAUCUUAGUUUUUGGUUUACAAUAAUUGUUACUAUUCUUCUGUUAUAUGACUAUUGAGAAACAGUUCAAACUAUCCCCUACAUUGAGAGCCGGGGAGGGGUUUGUGAGACAGGAAAGUUAGGGAUUUCAUAGACAAUUUAGUCUGUCAUCUUUUACAAGGUGAUGAUGAGUCUUAUCUGCACAUAGCAGAUUUUUUUUCCUUAGAAUUUAUAUGUUUUAUAAAUUCUGUUUAUCAUAGUUCUGUUUACAUGUUAUUUAAAAGGCUGUAAAAAGAAGUGUAUAUGGAGUAUACCCAUGAUGCUGAUACCAACGAUUGUGAGCACCAUGGGAAUCCUUAGAGAAGUCUAGCUAGUUUUCUUUUGGCUCCUUUAGAAACAUGUAACGAACUUGGACCUGGGACAUCGAGGCAUAGACCGCCCAGUCCUUGGACAGAGUCAGGGAGGGUGCAGGCGUCCCUUUCUACUGGUGCGUAGCAUGGCCUGCUGCUGCAGGGGAGAGGUCCUCUGCUGAGGGGCGGCUCACUCCCCACUCCAGGGUGUGCGCUGUGGAAGGUGAGGGAAAGGGAGCACUCAGCACCCAACCCUCCACACGGGGCUGCUCUGCUGGUGUGGGAUUCUCCCAAAGCCUCCCGGCCUGCUGGGGCUCAGUGUGGCUGGCUAAGCCCUUUCCCUCUUCUGUGGCCCGUUUACUCUUACGUUCCUAAUUCCAUUUUCUUCUCAUUUUGACAUCACUGCCUUUUAAAAUAUCGCUUUGGACUUUGAAAUGAAAUGUUCCCGUGUUCUCCAGCUUUCCUUCCUGUUGAAGGGCAUUACCAAUCCACACUUAGAAAGGGAAUAGAGCAACAGCUGACUCACCUGUCGGCCGUUCUGCAUGUGAAUUACUUUCUCAGUCUUUGUUUUAUAACAUGAAUCACUGUAAAACUCUAAGACUUGGUUAAUCACGGAAGAGACUGUGGCUUCAGUGUUUCCUCUGAAGGCAUUGUGACUGGCUCCCAGCGCAGAACACGCUCCCGGCUUGCCAGGAAGGCACACCUGGUACAGCAUGGGCGCAGGCAGCUCCUGCUGCCCAGGAGGCUGAGCUGGUCACUGUAGGUGGGACACGGUUUUCCUGGUGGCCGUAAAGAGGACGUGCCGUCCACCGUCUGCCCCCAUUUCAAAAGGAAUGUGCGAUGUCUGGACAGCUGGGAGUGCCGUGUGGAUCCCGUCAGAGCUCCUGCAGCACAGCUGCCUGUACUCUCCUUUAAAGAUGUAAAAAUACUGUAUAAUACUGUUUUAUCCCCCCCCCCCCCCACACACACACUUGUACUUGCCAAGCUUAGUGCAUUUAAAUACUUGUAUUUAUUUGUUUGGGACAGUAUUACUAUAUAUGAACAUAUAGUUACUGUUUUAUAUAUUCUUAGCUCACUUAAAGCCAUGUAUGCUGUAAAUGUGCUUGUCUUUAGAAUGGGAAAUAAUAAAAACUGACAGGAACAUUA
Peromyscus californicus insignis is the source of this 5707-nucleotide messenger RNA. It is a transcript of the gene Inpp4a, whose product is annotated as inositol polyphosphate-4-phosphatase type I A. Gene Ontology annotation, molecular function: phosphatidylinositol-3,4-bisphosphate 4-phosphatase activity. Gene Ontology annotation, cellular component: cytoplasm. NCBI's taxonomy places the organism in Eukaryota, Metazoa, Chordata, Mammalia, Rodentia, Cricetidae. The transcript is spliced from 26 exons. Bases 388 to 3324 code for a protein of 978 amino acids. The record is from RefSeq and is a predicted model, not a curated record.